AUGAAACGAGAACCUAAGCUAGCAGUGAUUUUACAGGCAAAAAUCAAGGACUAUGUCAAGAAUGGUUAUAUUCGUAAAUUUAGUUCGGCCGAAGUAAAACAGCCGAAAUCUCGAGUGUGGUAUCUCCCAAUAUUUCCUGUUUGUAACCCAAAUAAACCCGGGAAGAUAAGGAUUGUGUGGGAUGCAGCUGCUAAAACUCAAGGUGUAUCCCUUAAUGCUAUGCUCCUUAAAGGGCCAGACCAGUUAACAUCCCUAAACUCUGUGCUACAAACAUUCCGUGAAAGAAAGGUGGCCAUUUGCGGAGACAUCCGUGAAAUGUUUCACCAAACACUCAUCGCUGCUGAAGAUCAGGACUGUCAACGCUUUCUUUGGAAAGAGAGAACAACCGAUACGGAGCCCAGUACAUAUGUCAUGCAGGUUAUGACGUUUGGUGCAUCUUGUUCGCCAAGUUGUGCACAGUAUGCAAAAAAUUUGAACGCAAAGGAGCACGAAGGACAGUUUGCUGCGGCAGCUGAAGCGAUUACGAAGAAGCAUUAUGUGGACGAUAUGCUUGCCAGCGUUGAAACGGAAGAUGAAGCGAUCAAACUAGCAUUAGAUGUGAGGUACGUGCACGCUCAAGCUGGCUACGAGAUGCGAAAUUGGCUUUCUAACUCUCCAAUUGUUCUCAAAGCAUUGGGCGUAGAUAGCACAGGCGAGAUGAGUCUCAAUAUUACCUCCGAAGUAGCAACCGAAAAAAUCCUGGGCAUGUGGUGGUGUACAACAACCGAUACGUUUACUUAUAAGCUUUCUCCGAAACACGAUCGUAUGUUACUAGCUGGAAUGCGGAAACCAACAAAACGGGAGAUGUUACGCACGUUAAUGGCAAUUUUCGAUCCAUUAGGACUGAUUUCCAACCUUCUCAUUCUGUUGAAAAUUCUUCUGCAGGAGAUCUGGCGUUCAGGAAUAAGUUGGGAUGAAGAAAUUCCAGAUACACUCAACGAUAAGUGGGAGCACUGGUUACUGAUUCUUCCCCAGGUACAGUCUAUUAGAAUCCCACGAUGUUAUCGCACUACAACAAGCUUAGGAGACAGCACAAAAGUUCAAUUACACACGUUUGUAGAUGCCAGCGAGUAUGGUUACGCUGCUGCCGUCUACCUUCGUUUCGAAGAGAAUGGCUAUGUGGAAUGUUCAAUCGUCUCAGCAAAAGCAAAAGUAGCACCGCUGAGGUUCAUCUCUAUUUCCAGUUUAGAAUUGCAGGCUGCAGUUAUAGGUGCCAGACUGGCGGAAGCAAUAGUACACUCUCUUUCGUUCAACAUAGAAGAACGAAUCUACUGGACGGACUCCCGAGAUGUUCUGUGUUGGAUUCGAUCGGAUCACAGACGUUACUCACAAUUCGUUGCAUUUCGGGUUAGCGAACUAUUGGAAACAACUACGGUUUCGAGCUGGCGGUGGGUUGGAACGAAGGACAAUGUUGCUGACGAUGCGACCAAAUGGAACCGAAAGCCUGAUCUCGAAAGCAACAGCAGAUGGAUUAGAGGACCAGAUUUUCUUUGGAAAGACCCUGAAAGUUGGCCGAAAGAAUCGUUUCACAACAAUAGCACGAAAGAGGAAUUGAGAGCCCAUCUUAACUAUCACGCCGCUACAAUAACUCAAGUAAUUGAUUUGAAUUAUUACGGAACGUGGAGAAAACUUCUUCGCGUCACAGCGAUGGUAUUUCGUUACAUAAGUAAUCUUCGGGAAACUGUCGCACAGCAGACACGAAACAACAAUGCGCUAUCCAUGGCAGAACUACAAAGAGCAUCAGUUUAUCUCUACAAACAGGUGCAAAUCGAGGCAUAUUCUGAGGAGAUCGCGAUUCUUGCAAGCGGUAAACGAGAAAUAGCGAAAGCUAGUCCUAUAUUCAACUUCACACCAUUCUUGGACGAGCUAGGAGUAUUACGAAUGCAAGGGAGAAUUGGCAACUGUGAAUAUGCUUCAAUGGAUACAAAAAAUCCUAUCGUUCUGCCGAAGGAUCACCACGUUACAAGACUCAUUGUACUAGACUACCACGUCAAGUAUCAUCAUUGCAAUAAUGAAACGGUGGUCAACGAGAUACGUCAACUCUAUCACAUUCCAAAAAUAAGAGUUCUGUGCAAAAGUGUAAGAGCAAGCUGUCAACAGUGUAAAAACCAACGAGCAGUACCAAACCCUCCGUUGAUGGGCAAUCUUCCAGCAGCGAGACUUGCGGCUUUCGCUAGACCAUUUUCGUAUGUCGGGGUUGACUAUUUUGGCCCGAUUUCUGUGGCAGUUGGACGAAGACUCGAGAAGCGAUGGGGGGUACUGAUAACAUGUCUAACAAUACGAGCUAUUCAUGUGGAAAUUGCGCAUUCUCUAAAUGCCGACUCGUGUAUCAUGGCUCUGAGGAACUUUAUGGCUAGGCGAGGUGUACCAAUACGUAUUUUCAGCGAUAGAGGCACGAAUUUCGUAGCAGGUAGUAAAGAACUCGAAGCAGCAUUGAAAAACAUGGACCAAGACCAGGUGAUACGGGAGAUUGUAAGCCCUCACACUGAUUGGGAAUUUAUUCCCCCUGCCUCUCCACACAUGGGAGGAAGUUGGGAGCGAUUAGUGCGGUCCGUCAAAGUCAACCUGCAGAAGAUGAAACCUCAACGUAACCCGACAGAUGAAUCAUUGCGCAACAUACUAAUCGAAAUUGAACAUACUGUCAAUUCGCGUCCUCUGACGUUUGUUCCUGCCGAGGACUUCGAUGUAGACCUGUGCGCCGAACGAUUUAGAGGUUUUGAUGGGUAUGUUUGUGCCCUGUAUGACAAUAGAGCUAAUAAGCUGUAG
Armigeres subalbatus is the source of this 2805-nucleotide messenger RNA. RefSeq lists its product as uncharacterized. Bases 1 to 2805 code for a protein of 934 amino acids. Lineage: Eukaryota; Metazoa; Arthropoda; Insecta; Diptera; Culicidae. Gene Ontology annotation, biological process: DNA integration. The record is from RefSeq and is a predicted model, not a curated record. The transcript has 2 exons. Gene Ontology annotation, molecular function: nucleic acid binding.